This is a messenger RNA of Coregonus clupeaformis (lake whitefish), 2500 nucleotides long. It is a transcript of the gene gorab, whose product is annotated as golgin, rab6-interacting. The record is from RefSeq and is a predicted model, not a curated record. Lineage: Eukaryota; Metazoa; Chordata; Actinopteri; Salmoniformes; Salmonidae. Gene Ontology annotation, biological process: non-motile cilium assembly.
CCUUUUCGGGGUCUUUGACGUGGCAUCAAUAAACAAAGAUGGCGGCUAAGUAGAAAGUUUUGCUGGAUUGUUACUAACUUUUGGCAUUUUAAGUUGACGGUUUCGCUAAAUAUUUAAUAGCUAACAAAUAUCUCGUGUCGCUAAAUUCCUAGGAUAUCAAUCUUAAAAUGGCUGGAUGGUCAGGGUUUUCAGAAGAGGAGCUACGAAAGUUGCAGCAGAAAGACCAGGCGGUGCCUGCGGCUUUAGGUCGUGGACGGAAACCAGCUCCUACUAACCGGAGUCGGCAGCAGUUGCAGCGAGAGAGAGCCCUCCAGUUAGCCGCUGAGCAAAAGAGUGGACCCGGCUCGCCUGUGCUACCACCCGAGCAGCAGCUAACCAAGCCUCUGCCGCAGCCCGAAGCCCCGCCGCAGGCUGUCAUUCAGCCCGUCGUUACCCCCACAAAGCCGGUGGAGGAACCCAGCCAAAAAGAGCCCCUUACCGUAAACCAUGCUCCUGCACCAGCGGAGGACACACCGCCGAUUGCCAAGGAGUUGGAAAAACAAGAGGUGGAAUUUCGGGAGAAGACCCGCAUAGAGCUGCUUCAGCAAGACCAAAAGAUGAUGGAAGAGAGGAAUAAGCGCAAGAAAGCCCUCCUGACCAAGACCAUUGCUGAGAAAUCCAAACAGACCCAGGCAGAGACAGUGAAGCUGAAGAGGAUCCAGAAAGAUUUGCAGACUCUGGACAAUAUGGUGUCCAACGACAUCUGCAUUCUGAGAGGUGUGAUAGAGCAGGCCAGCUGGGACUACAACACUGCAAGGAAGCGCUAUGAGAAGGCGGAGUCUGAGUAUGUAACGGCCAAGCUGGACCUCCACAAGAAGACGGAGAUAAAGGAGCAGCUGACGGAGCACCUGUGUGCCAUCAUCCAGCAGAACGAGCUCCGCAAGGCCCACAAGCUGGAGGAGCUGCUGCAGCAACUACACCUCCAGGCCACGGAGGAGGAACAGGAGGAGGAGAGGAAGAAGAGUGUCAUGGAGAACCAGGGAGAGGCACAUGUCCAGUCUCCCCCAGAUACAGGGUCCACACCAGGGGUAGAGACUGAGACACAGGCAGGCAGUGCCAUGCUCCAGCAGGACUACCCUGCAGUGACGGUGACCGAACCAAAGGGGAGCGAUCAGGACUGUAAAACGGCCAACAGCCCCCUAGCGGGGCAGAGUGCGGCUGAGGCCCCGGCUUCUGCUUCCUGAGACUCGGGGAGGGGAGGUGUCAGCCCUUACUUUCACUGUUCAAGGUAACAGACUCUUACUGACUCAAUGUCAGUCUGUCCGUUACCACAUAGCCUCAGUAUACUAACACUAAUAAUGUAUGUCCAAUACAUCAGAGGAUAUUUCCUCUCUUUGCAUAACAGUCCUGUGUACUGUAUUUAAAAAAAAAAAUAUUUCACCUUUAUUUAACCAGGUAAGCCAGUAUAUGUAUGAACAUUCUACCGUUAGGGGGAAAUUCAUUUAGAUUUGUACUGCCUGAGAACUAGCUCACUGAGUCUUCAUUGUGGAGCGAACAACAUUAGUGUUUUGUUACUGUUUGUCGAGGGUGGUUUGUCUGUGUGCUGGUGUCUAAAAUGCUUCAAGCUCUUCUUUUGCACAACAUUUACAUCAGAAGUGGAUGCUCUCUCUGUAUCAUGCCUAGCCAAGCAUAUGUAGAAUUGAAAGCAUAGCUGUUUUUAAAAUUGGCCUGCGUUGUCUUUAUGGUGCAGCUGAAAGGAGGUGGUUAACAGUAAACCCCUGAAUGUUCCUCUGUGCAGAUCCAGGCUACAGAUCAAUACAAGAUACUUGUGUUCACUAAAGCAGCACUGUGACAGAUCUAUUCUGACUGUAUGUUGUAGAUCAACAUAUUAUCUGGGAGGGUUUGCUAUCGAAGGGCUGGUAUUUCCCAAAACCCAACUCUGUCUGUCUCAGGCUUAUUAAAGACUUGCAGAUCUCCAGCAGGCUUCCUAAGGAAUGGUAAGGUGAUAUCUCAUAAUGUAUGUAUGCUCUGAGAGGAAACUGCUCAGCGGCAUGUUACUGCUUUACUGUUAUGGCUUUAGAAGAGCUUGUUUUCAGUGGCACUCUAUGGAACAAAUGUGUCUACAGCAAUAUAACAUGUAUCUGAUAUGAGUGUGCUGCAGCUGGUUUUGUGCGUAAAAACAAGCUUUAUGGCCCUGUGUGUGCCGGGGGGAACCAAAUUAUUAAUUGUGUGUUAAAAAAAAUAUAUAUAUUAUCCUUAACAUUAAUUCUAUGUGAAUUUGUUUAAAUCCAACAUAUCUGUUGUUUUGUAUUGAAAUGGGCUUAUUUAAAGUAGGUGGAUAUGUAAACAUGUAUUAUUUUACAAUAUGUGGUUAGUAUUUGGGUAUGUAUUUUAUUUUUAUAUAUAUAUAUUCUGAACCUGAAUGCAACUGCACAAAACCUGUUAAUUGUAACACUUCUAUGCUGUUCAUGUCAUCUUGGUUGGUUAAAUUAGUAUGAAUAAAGUAUUAUAAUUAAAUUAA